CCUCUCUGUAUCAUACUUUGUCAGUGGUUAUGUGACAAACAACAUGGCAGAAUGACCUUGGGUUUGAGCCCGAAACUCUCCCCUAUUUUCUUUGUAAAAAUCUAAAGAUGAAUGAAGAAUAUUCUCUUCCACUGUAUGCAGUAACCGGAAAGUAAGGUUAGACAUCUACAGUUGAUGCCGUCAUCGAUUCCUCCAAAGAGAUUCUUUCAUACGUAGAUAGGCCUUGAACACCUAAAGUGUCGUUCCAUAGUAGAAAACUGAGUAUUACCAGCCAGGAUGCCGGCCCCAGAAUUACCAGACCUGCCACCGAGCUUCAAGAGCAUUCAGCCCUACUUGAAGAUCGCAAACGAACAUGAUCAACGUGAUUCGGUUGUCAGUUACUGGGCCCGUCUCUACGCCCUGCAAACAGCUAUGAAACUCGGUGCAAAGGGCCCAGAAGAGCGUAAUUUUCUAAUCAAACUCAUGGACUGGCUUGAAGUCAUGAAAAAAGAGCAACACGAGAAUGAGGCCAUAACUAACGAGGUUGCUGCACAGGCACAUUUGGAAAAUUGGGCACUUAAACUAUUCCUGUUUGCUGACAAGAACGAUCGUGCCAGUAAUUUCACCAAAAACGUUAUACAGAGUUUUUACACAGCUGGACUGCUGUACGAUGUGCUGACAACAUUUGGGGAACUGAGUGACGAAGCAGCACAGAAUAGAAAAUAUGCAAAAUGGAAGGCUGCUUACAUUCAUAAUUGUUUGAAGAACGGAGAGACUCCAGUGCCAGGUCCUGUCAACUCCGAAAAAGAUGACACCGAGGAAGCCCCUCCAAAACCAGAUGAAGAAUGUGAUAACUCUGAGGAUGAUAAUGAAGUGGAAAAACUGGAGGAAAAUCCAGCAGCCGGACCCGAGGGUUCUGAUGCUCCCGAGAACACACCAGACGAAAAGGACGAUGCUGAAGCAGAGUUGGAAUCCAAAGGGGAAACCCCUGAGGUCGAGGAGGAAGUCAACGAACCUCGGCCACCUGCAUCCGAUAAUGAAGACGAUGAAGCCGAGCCAUCUCAACCUACACCGCCACCUCGUGCCGACCCUUACGGGUUCCCGUCACCUCCAGUGGCUACGAAUCCUCCUUCGACUCCUCAACCUUACAAUCCUCCGUCGACUCCCAUCGCCACGAAUCCCUCGACUAAUUAUUCGUCUACAUUAACUGCUGGUGACAUUACUUUGUCCGCAGAACAAAUGACAAAAGUUCACAAAUAUAUCAAAUGGGCUGGUAGUGCAGUAAAUUAUGACGAUGUUCCAACAGCGGUGCAAAACCUUCAGAAGGCCCUCCAUUUGUUAACAACAGGACAAGAUUCUUGAAUAAUUUAUGAGGUAUAUUCUACUCUGUGCACUUAUUCGUUUAUACUGCAAAAAUCUAGAUUAUUACUAAUAUCUAUGAAAAAAAGACCGGAUAACAAAUGAUUGGCGUACUCGCGUUCCAAAUGGAGACAUUAGAAAACUUUAUAAUUGUAAUUUGGCCUAUUUUUUUAUGAAGUCGCAACUACGUCUCUCCAUCAUAGAAAUGCUUGUAAAUAAUUGAACAAUAUAAUAAUAUAAAUUAAUUGCUAGCAGAAAUAAAAA
Messenger RNA from Diachasmimorpha longicaudata, 1602 nucleotides. RefSeq names its product vacuolar protein sorting-associated protein VTA1 homolog (gene Vta1). Gene Ontology annotation, cellular component: multivesicular body. The coding region runs from base 277 to 1341 and encodes 354 amino acids. Gene Ontology annotation, biological process: late endosome to vacuole transport via multivesicular body sorting pathway. Lineage: Eukaryota; Metazoa; Arthropoda; Insecta; Hymenoptera; Braconidae. The transcript has 9 exons. The record is from RefSeq and is a predicted model, not a curated record.